GGUCAAUGUUUGACAUAUGUUUGUCACCGCGGAGAUAAGUCAAUAAGCGUAAAUAUCCUCCUCGAUGUCUCCUCCACGUCGCCCACAGGUUUCGGCGGUUUCUUGGCUGUUCUUCUUGUCUUUUCUGCUUCUGGCGCCUCUAGAAUCGUACGCCAUAAAAUUCUCUCUACAAGCAUAUCGAUACCCCCCCGCAAAAUGCAUAUGGAAUCCAGCACACGCCGACACGCUGGUCAUUGUCACCGCGAAUGUUGCUCCCGGGGAUAAGCAGAGGGUGGACAUAGAAAUUGUUGAUUCAAGCCCACAAAAGAAUGUUUACUUGAGCAAGAGGAACAUUAAUGCAGAGACGAGGUUGGCAAUAACGACACACGCUGAGGGAGAGGUAGGAGUAUGUUUCAAGAAUUACCUUGACCCAGAUGUACGGUCAGAGUCUGCAAAAACGUCCCGUAUAAUCGACUUGGAUGUCGACAUCGGCGCUGAUGCUGUUGACUACAAUGCCAUUGCGAACCAAGAGUCGUUGUCCGGACUUGAAACUGAAAUGCGAAAGCUAGAGGGAUUGGUGAAGGAAAUUGUAGAUGAGAUGGGAUAUCUCAAAAAGCGGGAAGAGCGGUUCACGGACACUAAUACUUCCACCAACCAACGCGUCCAGAAUUUCGCCUGGUUUACCAUUAUUUCUCUCACGGGUCUAGGAGUGUGGCAAAUCAUGCAUCUACGCGCAUUCUUCAAGCGCAAAUAUCUCAUUGAUUAAGGCACGCUUGUAUUACGACGUAUUUCAUUGUAAUGGAAAGAUGGGUUCACACACUCUCUGCC
Molecule: messenger RNA, 807 nt
Organism: Desarmillaria tabescens
Lineage: Eukaryota; Fungi; Basidiomycota; Agaricomycetes; Agaricales; Physalacriaceae
Product: emp24/gp25L/p24 family/GOLD-domain-containing protein
Exons: 4
Coding region: 65-745 (226 amino acids)
Biological process (GO): Golgi organization; intracellular protein transport; endoplasmic reticulum to Golgi vesicle-mediated transport
Cellular component (GO): endoplasmic reticulum; COPII-coated ER to Golgi transport vesicle; endoplasmic reticulum-Golgi intermediate compartment
Source: RefSeq, a predicted model, not a curated record